CGUGGUCAGAAGUUGGAAUCAAAAUUUCAACAGCACGGGUUUGUCUCAUCCAGAUUCCUUUAAUUUGAAAACGACAUCUACUGGCGGUCGUUUCGAAGAAUUUUCGCGCAUUCCUCCCUUACUUACCUCUCUUUCUCUCCCCGACUGUCUUGCUGUCUGUUCAAACUUUUCUUCCUGUAACUUCAGGUACGCUGCAGGGAGUUGGUUGGACUAAGCAGUGAAAGAGGCGGGGAGUGAAAUUUUAGCUGCUAUUAGCUAUAUAUAUAUAUGUAUAUAUAUUUGUGUGUUAGAGAUGGGGUGGGGAACAUUUACAGGAGACGUGCGAAAGUAUUUACGUUGGCCAUGAUAAUUUACAUCGAUUAUAAGGCUUUACAGAAAAGAGAGAAAUUCAUGAAGAAACCGAAAAGUGAUGCAUUGUGGAAGAAGGCCCAUGAGCGGAAUGCUAAGCGUGUUUUUAAUUUGAUGGUAGAGUUGGAAGGUUUGUGGGUGAAACUUGGACAGUAUUUGUCCUCACGUGCUGAUGUGCUUCCUUCUGCUUUCAUUUCAAUUCUCAAGCAGUUGCAGGACUCUCUCCCUCCUCGUCCGUUUGAAGAGUUUUGUCACACUAUAGAGAAAGAACUAGGGAAAUCCAGGAAGGAGCUUUUCUUGGAUUUUGACGAAAAUCCUCUGGCGACAGCAUCAAUUGCACAAGUCCAUCGUGCGACAUUAAUUGAUGGGCAGAAGGCGGUUGUUAAAGUUCAACAUGAAGACAUCAAAAACUCAUGUGGGAGGAUUUAAAGGAUGCAGAAUCCAUUGUUGACUGGAUAGCAUGGGCAGAACCGCAGUAUAACUUCAGCCCUAUGAUCGAUGAAUGGUGCAAAGAAGCUCCAAAAGAACUCGACUUCAAUCACGAAGCAG
Molecule: messenger RNA, 897 nt
Organism: Populus euphratica (Euphrates poplar)
Lineage: Eukaryota; Viridiplantae; Streptophyta; Magnoliopsida; Malpighiales; Salicaceae
Exons: 6
Coding region: 268-777 (169 amino acids)
Cellular component (GO): Golgi apparatus; endoplasmic reticulum
Source: RefSeq, a predicted model, not a curated record